CAAACAACAAAACAAAAAAGCUCUCUUUUUCGUUUCAUGGAUCAGGAGCCAACAAGCACCAUGCAACAAUGUGGAAUAGCCCCAACGGCAACAUCGUAUCGUGGUGUUCGACAACGAAAAUGGGGCAAAUGGGUGUCGGAAAUUCGCGAGCCGGGGAAGAAAAGCAGAAUAUGGUUGGGGAGCUACGAGUCGCCGGAGAUGGCAGCAGCAGCUUAUGACGUGGCGGCGUUGCACCUCAGAGGACGCACCGCCAGACUCAAUUUUCCUGAACUGGCGGAGACACUGCCACGUCCCGCCAGCUCCAAGUCCGAGGAUGUGCAGGUGGCAGCACAACAAGCGGCAUUGAGGUUCAGUAGGUCACCGACGAUGUCGCAUAAUGAGAUAUGUGUGAGUGAAAGUAGUGACAGAAACAGUAACAACAGAAAGAGUAACAGUAAGAAGAAGAAGAGUGAGAAUAGUGGUGUUGUUCCUCUGCAAGUGGGGCUUUCGGCUACACAGAUUCAAGCUAUAAAUGAGUCUCCGUUGGAGUCACCGAAGAUGUGGAUGAUGCAAAUGGCAGAGACGCUUAGGUUUGGGUUUGGUGAUGAGUAUUCUAUGAUGAUGGUGUCAUGUGAUGGUGAUGAUGAUUAUGCCAUGGAGUUGAGUGGAUGGGAAGAAAUGCAUCAUGAAUCCUUAUGGGACUCUCCAUAA
This is a messenger RNA of Vigna umbellata (rice bean), 690 nucleotides long. RefSeq names its product ethylene-responsive transcription factor ERF022-like. Gene Ontology annotation, molecular function: DNA-binding transcription factor activity; DNA binding. The record is from RefSeq and is a predicted model, not a curated record. NCBI's taxonomy places the organism in Eukaryota, Viridiplantae, Streptophyta, Magnoliopsida, Fabales, Fabaceae. Gene Ontology annotation, biological process: regulation of DNA-templated transcription.